AUGGCCAUCUACACGCCCUCGUCCAGCUCCGAGGCCGAAUCCUCCAAGAUGGAAGUGGUGCACUUCAGCAACGAGUUUCCUCGCGACGACCUCCAGACCCUGCUCCGCAACCUCUACAACCACAGCAAGGGGAAUCGUCAUCCGUUGUUGGCCCAGUUCUUGGCCGAGGCCACCCAGGCCAUCCGCGACGAAGUGAGGGCCCUGCCUAAGCCGCUCCAGGAACUGAUCCCGCCCUUCCGAGACAUCCUGGCCUGGGCGGAUGACCGCGAGCUCCGGGAAGGGCUGCUCUGCGGGUCGGUCGAUGGGGUUCUUCUUUGCGUGGUGCAACUGGCCACAUAUAUUGGAUAUGCGGAGACGCACCCGAACGAGCUGUUCAACUUUGCCCACACUUGCCUGACCGGCCUGGGCAUUGGCCUGCUGUCGUCGACCGCGGUGGCCCUGUCCCCCAGCCUGGCCGAGCUCCCUCUGGCCGGGGCCGACGCGGUGCGCACGGCAUUCCGGCUGGGGGUGUUGGUGGCCGACGUGUCGUCCGACUUGGAGGCGCGCGAUCCGCACGAGGCGCCGGACACGUGGGCGUACGUGGUGCACCACGUGUCGCCGGAGGAGGCGCAGCGCGAGCUCGACGUCUUCUGCGCGCGCGAGAACCUGCCGGACACGGGCAAGAUCUUUGUGAGCGCGGUCAGCCGCACGUCGCUGACGGUCAGCGGGCCGCCGUCGCGACUGGCGAACCUGUUCAAGCGGUCGGCCUUCUUCCGCGAUGCGCGGUCCAUUGCGCUGCCGGUGUUUGGCGGCCUGUGCCACGCCAGCCACGUCUACAACCGGGGCCACGCCCAGACCAUUGUGCGCGACAGCGGUGCCCACACCUGGAACCAGCUGGAGCCGCACCGGCUGAUGCCCAUGAUUCCCAUCUACUCGACCAGCACGGGCAAGCCGUUCCAGGCCGAAACCGCCGUCGAGCUGGUCGAGCAGGUGGUGCUGGAGCUGCUCACCCAGCCCAUCAUCUGGGACCAGGUCAUCGCCGGCAUCGUGUUCCGCGCCACCGGCACCAACACCUCCGAGUGCGCCAUCUACGGCUUCCGCAACUCGGUGCCGGUCAAGGAGCUGUCGGACGCCCUGGCCGACCGGGUCACCGAGUUCAAGGUGACGGCGGUCGAUCUGAUCCCGUGGGUGGCCGAGGCCGGGCCAGGCGCAGGGGGCGACCCCUUGUCGAAAGGAACCAAUGUCCCAGCCAGGCCGCGCGGACCGGCGCAGGCCAAGAUCGCCAUCGUCGGCAUGGCAUGCCGGCUGCCCGGGGGCGCCAAUGACCCAGAGCAGUUCUGGCAGGUGCUCGAGCAGGGGCUCGACGUGCACCGACGCAUCCCGGCGGACCGGUUCGACGUCGACAGCCACUACGACCCGACGGGCAAGCGGAUGAACACGUCGCCGACGCCGUACGGGUGCUUCAUCGACGAGCCGGGCCGGUUCGACGCACCGUUCUUCAACAUGUCGCCGCGCGAGGCGCAGCAGACGGACCCGAUGAUGCGACUGGCGCUGGUGACGGCGUACGAGGCGCUCGAGCGGGCCGGAUAUGUGGCCAACCGCACGGCGGCGACCAACCUGCACCGGGUGGGCACGUUCUACGGGCAGGCCAGCGACGACUACCGCGAGGUCAACACAGCGCAGGAGAUCAGCACGUACUUCAUUCCAGGCGGGUGCCGGGCGUUCGGGCCGGGCCGCAUCAACUACUUCUUCAAGUUCUCGGGCCCCAGCUACAGCAUCGACACGGCGUGCUCGUCGAGCCUGGCGACGAUCCAGACGGCGUGCACGGCGCUGUGGGACGGCGCGGUCGACACGGCGGUAGCGGGCGGGAUGAACAUCCUGACCAACUCGGACGCGUUUGCCGGCUUGGGCAACGGCCACUUCCUGACCAAGACGGCCAACGCGUGCAAGACGUGGGACGCCGAGGCCGACGGCUACUGCCGCGCCGACGGGGUCGGGUCGGUGGUGCUGAAGCGGCUCGAAGACGCCGAGGCCGACAACGACCACAUCCUGGGCGUCAUCGUCGGCGCCGCCACCAACCACUCGGCCGACGCCGUGUCCAUCACCCACCCGCACGCCCCGUCGCAGGCCUACCUGUACCGCCAGGUGCUGGCCCGCGCUGGCCUCGACCCGCUCGACGUCAAUUUUGUCGAGAUGCACGGCACCGGCACCCAGGCCGGCGACCUGCAGGAGAUCACCUCCAUCACCGACGUCUUCGCCCCGGCCGCCGGCGCCCGCCGCCGCGCCAAGGACCAGCCGCUGCACAUCGGCGCCGUCAAGGCCAACGUCGGCCACGGCGAGGCCGUCGCCGGCGUCACCGCCCUGCUGAAGGUGCUGGUCAUGUUGCAGAAGGGCGCCAUCCCGCGCCACGUCGGCAUCAAGACUCAAAUCAACCCGGGCUUCCCCAAGGACCUGGCCAAGCGCGGCCUCUUCAUCCCCUUCGACCAGACCCCCUGGCCGCAGGUCGCGGGCCGGAAGAAGAUUGCCGUCGUCAACAACUUCAGCGCCGCCGGCGGCAACACCACCGUCAUCGUCGAGGAGGCGCCACCGCGGCCGGUCGAGGUCGAUAGCCCCCAAGAUCCGCGCCCGACCCACGUCGUGGCCCUCUCGGCCAAGACCAAAGUCUCGCUCGAGGGCAACCUGCGCAAGCUCCAGACCUACCUCGACACCCACCCGGAGGUGUCGCUGGCCGACCUGUCGUACACGACGACGGCGCGCCGCCACCACCACAAUCACCGCGUGGCCGUGGCGGCGGCCGACGUCAAGGGCGUCAAGAAGUUCCUGGCCGCCCAGCUGACCGGCAGCGGGCUCGACGCGCACAAGCCGAUCCCCAAGGCCGGCGCGCCGCCCAUUGCCUUCUGCUUCACGGGCCAGGGCGCGUCGUACAAGUCGAUGGACCUGGAGCUGUACCGCGACGUCGCGUCGUUCCGCGCCACGAUCCAGCAUCUGGACGCCCUGGCCCAGCGCCAGGGGUUCCCGACCUUCAUCCCGGCCCUGGACGGCUCGUUCCCGCGCGACCACGCGCACUCGCCCGUGGUGACGCAGCUGGCCCUGGUGUGCUCGCAAAUGGCGCUGUCCAAGUACUGGGCGUCGCUGGGGGUCAAGCCCGACGUGGUCAUGGGCCACAGCCUGGGCGAGUACGCGGCCAUGUACGUGGCCGGCGUGCUGUCGGCCAGCGACGCCAUCUACCUGGUGGGCCGGCGCGCCCAGCUCCUGGAGCAAAAGUGCACGCCGGGCAGCCACCAGAUGAUGGCGGUGCGGGCGUCGCUGGCGCAGAUCCAGGACGUCGUCGGCUCCACCCCCCUCGGCUACACGGUCGCCUGUAUCAACGGUCCCCAAGACACCGUGUUGAGCGGCACCGUGGCCCAGCUGGACGCCGUGACCGGCCCGCUCGAGGCCGCCGGCCUGCGCUGCAUCCGCCUCGACGUGGCCUUUGCCUUCCACUCGGAGCAGACCGACCCGAUCCUCGACGAGUUCGAGCAGAUUGCCCAGACGGCCGUGCUGUUCAAGCCGCCCACCCUGCCCUUCAUCUCGCCGCUGCACCGCAAGGUCGUCUUUGACGAAAAGACCCUCAACGCCAGCUACGUGCGCCAGGCCACCCGCGAGACCGUCGACUUCCUCGCCGCCCUGGCCGCCGCUCGCCACAUCGACACCGUCGGCGACGACACCGUCUGGGUCGAGAUCGGCCCCCAUCCCGUCUGCUGUGGCUUUGUCAAGUCGAGCCUCCCGACCAUAGCCCCUGCCGCUGCUGGUGCUACCCCUGUCACCGCCGUGCCGUCGUUCCGUCGCGGUGACAACAACUGGACCACCAUCGCCCAGGCUCUUGCCGCCCUGCACCUGGCCGGCGUCGAGGUGGGCUGGACCGAGUUCCAUCGCCCGUUCGAGUCCCGCCUGCGCCUGUUGGACCUUCCCACCUACAGUUGGAACGAGAAGACUUACUGGAUCCAGUAUAAUGGCGACUGGGCCCUCACCAAGGGCAACACCUACUACGACGCGGAGAAGAAGGCGGCCGCGGCAGCAGCAGACCCCCAGACAACCGUGUCGGUCUACCGGCCCAGCAGCAUCAAGACCUCGACCGUCCAGCAGAUUGUCCACGAGAGCUUCCAGGACGGCUCGGGCGUGGUGACCAUGGAGUCUGAUCUGAUGCAGCCGGAUUUUCUUGCCGCGGCCCAUGGGCACCGGAUGAAUGGAUGUGGUGUUGUGACAUCGUCCAUCCACGCCGACAUCGCCUACACUCUCGGAGAAUACCUGUUCAAGAAACUGACUCCCGGCGCCAAAUCCGUCGACAUGAACGUGGCCAACCUCGCCGUCAGCAAAGGCCUGGUGGCCAACCAGAACACGGACAAACCGCAACUGAUCCGAGUGACGGCCAGCAUCGCCAACAUUGCCGACCGGGUGGCGCACCUGCACUGGCAAAACGUGGGCUCCAGCUCCGGUUCGGACGACGACGUCUUCGCCACCGCCACCAUCUACUACGGCGACGCGGGCGAAUGGACCAAGUCCUGGGUGCCGAUGACGCAUUUCGUGCAGAGCCGGAUCCAGGAUCUCGACCAGCUGGCCAGCCAGGGCCGGGCCAACCGGUUUUCGCGAAACAUGGCGUACCUGCUGUUCAAGAACAACCUGGUCGACUAUGCCGACAAGUACCGCGGCAUGCAGGCGGUCACGGUGCACGGGCUCGAGGCCUACGCCGACGUGCAGCUGAGCACGGAAAAGGGCGGCGUCUGGACGGUGCCGCCGUACUUCAUCGACAGCGUCGCCCAUCUGGCCGGCUUCGUCAUGAACUGCUCCGACGCCAUCGACACCGUCAAGGACUACUGCGUCACCCCGGGCUGGGCCUCGAUGCGUUUCGCGCGCCCCUUGACCCCCGGCGCCAAAUAUCGCUCCUACGUCAAGAUGAUCCCCACCGCCGACGACCCGUCCGUCUACCUCGGCGACGUCUAUAUCUUGCAGGACGAUGUCGUCGUCGGCCUGGUCGCCGCCAUUCAGUUCCGCAGAUACCCUCGCAUUCUGCUCAAUCGCUUCUUCUCGCCGCCUGACAAAGCAGACAAGCAAGACAAGGUCAACCAGAAGGCUGUUGCUGGUGCUGGUGCUGGUGCGGCUGUUGGUCCCACUAUCACUAAUACUGGUGUUGGUGCUGCUCCAACUCUUUCUGCCACUCCUGCCACUCCUGCACCUACUACUACUGCUGCUCCUGCUGCUGCUCCUGCUCCUGCUCCUGCUCCUGCUCCAGCCCCCGCCCCCGCCCAGGCUCCCCCCAAGGCCGACGAGGCCCCCAAGGUCACCGUCACCGCCACCGCCACCGUCACCGCUGGCGCUGCCAACACCGUCGUCGCCUCUGCACUACAACUCAUCGCCAACGAAGCCGCCCUGGAGCUUUCCGACCUCACCGACGACGCCAGCUUCACCGACCUCGGCAUCGACUCCCUCAUGUCGUUGGUUCUCUCGGAAAAGUUCCGCUCCGAGCUGGACAUCAAGGUUGGCGGUACUCUGUUUAUGGAUUAUCCCACCAUUGGCGACUUGAGGGCUUGGUUGGAGGAGUAUUACGCCUAG
Capronia epimyces CBS 606.96 is the source of this 5568-nucleotide messenger RNA. RefSeq names its product acetyltransferase. The record is from RefSeq and is a predicted model, not a curated record. NCBI's taxonomy places the organism in Eukaryota, Fungi, Ascomycota, Eurotiomycetes, Chaetothyriales, Herpotrichiellaceae. The coding region runs from base 1 to 5568 and encodes 1855 amino acids. Gene Ontology annotation, molecular function: phosphopantetheine binding; 3-oxoacyl-[acyl-carrier-protein] synthase activity; fatty acid synthase activity. Gene Ontology annotation, biological process: DIM/DIP cell wall layer assembly; fatty acid biosynthetic process. Gene Ontology annotation, cellular component: cytoplasm; plasma membrane. The transcript has 3 exons.